Messenger RNA from Echinostoma caproni, 693 nucleotides. Lineage: Eukaryota; Metazoa; Platyhelminthes; Trematoda; Plagiorchiida; Echinostomatidae. The record is from the annotation of a GenBank genome assembly.
CCCACCGGUUGGUUAGAUGCUUCCUCAUUUGUCAGUGCAAUAUCUGGAAACGCCGCACGUUUGACCGGACUAUAUCCUUCCAAAGGACGUAUUAAUCCCGGUUCAGAUGCGGACUUGGUCUUCUGGCCAGUCGGAAGUCAGCAACAUUCGGGAUCCGGUCGACCGAUUGCUGUAUUACUUCGUGGUCAAGUAAUGGCUCGUGAGGGUAAACUGGCACACCAAACUGUGGACAACAAUCCACCGGUAACCAUUGAACGACAAUCUGUACCGGAUGAGGAACCUCGACCACAUGGUGCGUAUCUGGACGUGAGGCCAUUCCCAGCGGCAGUCUAUGGGCCAGUUCAUGCCACUGAUCGACUGAGGAAAAGACAUCAAUAUGUGAAAAACCGAGGUCCGUGGGCUAUGGGUGCACUUAACGAUGAACUGACGACAGAUAAAACCACUGCGGAUCCCACCAAAGGUGAUCACACCUCACCUGUGCCAUCAGCGUCCGCGGUCGCGACGGAUAAACAAAGAAUUACACAGACCAUAACAACCGAUUCUCCUUCUGUGCGUAUGGUACAUGGACAUCGGGAUCUACACGCUUCGGGAUUCUCAUUGAGUGGUGCACAAAUAGAUGAUAAUCAACCUUUGCGUUCCGGAAUUCGUACCAGUCAACCACCAGGUGGUGUAUCACGUAAUCCUUUAUGGUGA